CACACACACACACACACACAAUCUUUUCUUCUCUUUCCUCUUGCGACUGACCAUGUGGAAUAACAGCAGUGAAAAUAACACCACCUCUGUGGCUGGGAGCACCGCGGUCAUCCAGCAGGCAUUGGGAUUGACUUUAGCGGUCAUGCUAGGGCUGGUGAUUUUCUCCCUGGGCUGCUCGGUGGAGGUGAAUAAGAUCUGGCUCAACCUGAAGCGCCCGUGGGGUAUCUUGGUCGGGCUGGUGUGCCAGUUCGGUAUGAUGCCCCUCACUUCGUACCUGCUGGCUCUGGGGUUCUCCGUCUCACCAGUGCAGGCCAUCGCCAUCAUUGUCGUUGGAUCCUGUCCUGGAGGAACCAUCUCUAACAUCAUUACAUACUGGCUGGACGGCGACAUGGACCUCAGCAUAACCCUGACGAGCGUGUCCACUCUGCUGGGACUGGGCACCAUGCCUCUGAGUCUGUAUCUCUACUCCCGCACAUGGGUGCAGGCAGGGAGGAUGCAGAUCCCUUAUCUGAACAUAGGUCUCGCGUGUAUCAGCCUGAUUGUCCCAGUGACCUGCGGCGUGCUGGUCAAUUACAAGUGGCCAAAAGUGGCACGAAUAUUUUUGAAGGUGGGGUCAAUAGUAGGAGGCUUGGUGAUGUUAGGUGUUGGUAUCGCCAGUAUUUUACUGUACGACGGCCUGUGGAACACAGAAACCUCCAUCCUGGUCAUCGGUAGUGUGUUUCCUAUGAUCGGCUACUUCGCAGGAUUCAUCAUCUCCGUUAUAGUGCGUCAGCCCUGGAACCGGUGCAGGACCAUCGCGAUGGAGACGGGAGCUCAGAACAUGCAGAUCUGUGGUACAGUCCUGCAGCUUUUCUUCCCUCCGCAUCAGCUGUCGCAGGUCAUCACACUUCCUCUGAUGUACAGCUGUUUCCAGCUGCUGACAGGCCUGCUGCUGAUCAUAGCUUAUCAGAUUUACAAGAGGACGCCGUGUAAGAAUUAUUUUAUGACCUCAGAGGAAAAAGGCCAGUCUGAAGACAACAGUCCUAAAGGAGAAAUCAACAGCGCCUUUGAGAGUGACUCUUCCUGUAAAUCUCACAGGGACGUUGAGCAACCUCACGUAUCAGUCACGGAUUUUUAAACAUCUCUCCCUGGAGGAGAGCCAGCGUGAGUCGGCGUAACUCAUGGACUUUUCAUGCACUGUAUAUAUUUGUGUAUUGUGUUUUUUUGUUUUUGUUUUUCUCAGUUCUAACACUGGAUAAGUACUGUGAAACUUAGCUAGUUCAGCUUGGCAAAGCUGGCACUCCAAACCCAAAUCCAUGGAGCUGAUUUUGUGUUAAACUCCUUAAACAAAAUGAUCUACCAGCAAAAAAAAACAGGGAAAUGUUGUGGAUAAAGUUUUUUGUUCUUUAGAGUUUCGACCCAGUUUUCAGCAGGUAGUCGAUUCUUAACCUGCGAUCGCACUAACGAGCGACAAGUUGCUCGCUUCGUAUGAUGUAGCUUGUCGCUUAAGGCUGUCCAUUUUUUUGUAACUCUGAUGAGAAACAGUAGUCGACAAAAUAUAAACCUGCAGCCCAUUAUGCGAUUUCAAAUGUUCAACGUUAAAUGUAACUAUAAACGGAUAAAAUCUAAAUGUUGUUCAUCAAUAAAUUAAAAACUGUAGUCAAGACUGCUAUUGUCCAAGUCCAAGAAUGGGACUAGCCGAGUUUGAGUCGAGGUGAGGCAAGAUGGAGUCCAAAUGAGUCAAUAUAAUAAUGAGGCAGAAAAGCAUUAAAAAUCCUGUUUCACUCUUUACUUCUUUACUAGUCGGCUUCAUGUUUGCACUGCGCCAGUGAUUACGCUGUUUUCUAUAAGGAAUUACUUCUUAUUAAACUUUGUACAUGUGAAAAAAAACACAAACAUUAUUUUUACAAACUCUCAGACAAGAACAAGAUCGUUUUUAGUGAAACCAACCUCCAAGUCCGAGUCCAAACGACACUAAAUCCGAGACAAAUCCAAGUUAAUACAGAAAGUCAUGUAGCCCUAGGUAUAAAAAAAUCUACAUGGCGCUAAUAGUACGUACCUCUGCUCCAUCACACCACCCUGUCACUGAUUAUUUUCCUCUAACAGCGUGACACGGAGUGGUUUAUUUCCUCCACAGGGUCCUUCUCAGUGUGUAAUGGUUCGCUCCAUGGCUGUAGAUUAUGCAUAGUUUAUUUUAUUGUCUUUUUACUGUUCUGUUUUAUUAAGUGAUUUUUUAAAAAUCAUGUUCACUGUUUUAGGAUUGUGACUGGAUUUUAUUUUAUGAUGUUAUUGUAUUAUACAGUACAGAUUCCGAGGUGCUACUGCACAUUAAACACUGAGAAAGUG
Messenger RNA from Pangasianodon hypophthalmus (striped catfish), 2325 nucleotides. RefSeq names its product sodium-dependent organic anion transporter. The transcript has 6 exons. Gene Ontology annotation, molecular function: bile acid:sodium symporter activity. The record is from RefSeq and is a predicted model, not a curated record. NCBI's taxonomy places the organism in Eukaryota, Metazoa, Chordata, Actinopteri, Siluriformes, Pangasiidae. Gene Ontology annotation, biological process: bile acid and bile salt transport. Gene Ontology annotation, cellular component: membrane. The coding region runs from base 53 to 1117 and encodes 354 amino acids.